This is a messenger RNA of Zeugodacus cucurbitae (melon fly), 5716 nucleotides long. It is a transcript of the gene onecut, whose product is annotated as homeobox protein onecut. The coding region runs from base 2107 to 5706 and encodes 1199 amino acids. The transcript has 4 exons. Gene Ontology annotation, cellular component: nucleus. The record is from RefSeq and is a predicted model, not a curated record. NCBI's taxonomy places the organism in Eukaryota, Metazoa, Arthropoda, Insecta, Diptera, Tephritidae. Gene Ontology annotation, biological process: regulation of transcription by RNA polymerase II. Gene Ontology annotation, molecular function: RNA polymerase II cis-regulatory region sequence-specific DNA binding; DNA-binding transcription factor activity, RNA polymerase II-specific.
GGGUGUAUAUAAACACAUAUUGUACAACAGCGAUUCAAAUACAUAUAAUGCUUUGUGGCGCUAGGGUUGCGCACGCUAGGGAGGGUAGUAACUGGCAAUGGGUAUGGUUAAGGGUUGUUGUGCUUCUUCACAUACGCUGAUAAUGUUAUUCGUACUCGUUAUUUUGCUUCAAAAAUUGUGCUCUACGACCCCAUCAGCGCGCAUGCCAAGUUGAGCGUGCUUUGAAACUCACUUGGCUUUGGACUCACUUCCAAAAAUUACUACAGAAACGGGAAGUUUUAGUUUUAGCGGUCGUUGGCGAAAAAUACGAAUUGCUUUAGAAAAUAUACACAUUUCCACAACGCAAUAAAAAAAGAAAAAAAAACGGUUAAGAAAAUCAACAUAAUUCCUUGCACUUAUUUUUAAUUUUAACUUAACGCUUGUAUGUAGAAAACCUCGUGAAAAUACACAUACGCAAAUGCAUAUAUAUAAAAUGAAGUGUAAAAAUGAUUUAAACAAAAAUAAUAGAAGGAAUAUGAUGGGCUAGUAUAUAUAAAUGGCCUUGUUCGCUGAGUAAAUAUAUGUAUACAUACAGGCAUAUAAUAUGUGCAUGUGAAUUCGAAUGUGUAUUUGUGAAGAUUAAAAGGCAAGCAACGUGAGAAGGAUGUGCUGUUUUUUUUUUAUUGUCGUAUGUGGCUAAAACGGUAACCAUACAGUGAGUGUAUCCAAUAUUGUGAUAACUAGCAUCUAAUAUAUUCAACUGACCAUUUUCGUGGGCAAUUUUCUUUUUCAAUAUAAACAUUAGCCCCCAUUUUUAUUGCUGCUUACGUUCGUACAUUGUUAUUGUGUGCGUGUGUUUUUGCCUGUGUAAGUGUAUGUUUAUUUCGGUACAUGUCCUGCAUAGCAGCAAAACUGUUGUCAUUGUCUGCUUUGUCGUUACUGUCGCGACUGUCGUUGCCACAACGGUGUUACGGUGUUGUACACUCCAACAAUCGUUAGAGUCAACAGUGACAGCCGCAUUGUUAACUUGUGCCGAUUAGUUUGCCUUUUUGCCAACUCGUUCGUAUUGGGUAAUAUUCUUAUGCACACUACACAAAAAUAUGGCAAUAGAUGCGCUUUUGCAUAUAUCAAGUUGUUGAGGACUUGUGUUGCAGGAGCAGCAGCAGCAGCAAAGGCAAAAGUAUGAAGAACACGAAAUAAGCGACAGAAAGAGCUCCAAAAUAAAAGCAUAAAAUCCACUUAGACAUUUUCAAAAGUGACGAAUGCAGAGAACAUAAUACAGAUUGUUGAAAAUGUAGCCGAAUUAAUAAAGGCAAAAUAAAGUGAAACACUUGCACUUGUAUAGUGCACAUCCAUGUCGUCCAGGUGUGAAAUUCUACAAUUGCAAGAAGUGUAACGUUAAAUUAUUUAUGUACAUUCAUAUAUACACCAAUGAUUGGAACGGUGCGGUUAUGCCUAAAAUCGUGCUUAAAAUAAUGCCAGAUAUGACUUAAAUUUGUUGCUGAGCUUGGCGUGUAAAAGCAACUGCAUUCACGCUACUGCGUGUAAGUAUGUACACAGAAUUAUUAAUAAUUAAUUGUGCAAACGAACGUGUAGCCUACGUAUAGGCUUUGGCCAAUUACUUUGAAAUGUGUGCAGUUGUGUUAACACACAUACAUAUGUGUUAGUGUGUGUAAAUAUUUGUAUGCAAAAUGAUAUGCAUGUGUGCAUAUUCACAACCGUAUGUAUGCGUUAGAUUCAUACACAUACGCCAACACGAAGCAAAGAUAAAAAAUAACAAAAAUAAGAAAUAAACAAAUACAUUACUAAGAAAAUGUAAAAGUAGGUCUAGCGUCAACACAGAAGCUAGUAUGUAUUGUACUUACACACGGUAUAAGAGUAACAAUAACAAUUAACUUACAGCAGUAACCUAUCCAAGUUAUCAACCAUUAUUAAUGCUGGUAUAAUCAAAGUAAUCAAGCUACAACAAAAUAAACGUUACAAGAGCACAUACUUCAUUUAGCAGCAUUUCAAGACCAGUAAAUUCGGAAAGCAACGUAGAGAUAUGCCUAUGUUGAAUGCGGCUGAUGAUAUACCAUGUAUUUGUAGCCUCUAACGAUUAUUAAAAGUUGCGAAUGAGAUCCACAAAUGAAAAAUUUACGCAAUUCGAUCAUCAAGAUGAGCAUGGCGUCGAUAAGUGAGAUUAUCGACCAGCAGUCACUUACUAGUCAACUAAUCGAUGACAACGGAUUGAUAACAACCGCUUCAUCUGCAACAUCUGAUCGACGUGGAUCCGAGAUUGGCGUGAGCGUAGAUCAUCCAUCAUUGUCGCAUAAUUCAGUGCUCGUGGUUGGUCAUCGCACGCCGUCGUCUUCACCGGUUCCUGCUCUCUCCGCCCACAAUGUCGUUAUAGACGAUCAUAACGUGGUUGCACACACGGUAGUAACAACCAGUAAUGGUACCAUCACCGAUGUGGAGGGUGCUGGUCCAGUCGUAAUGGUACGCACAAUCAUUGAUGGCCUUAGCCAUAGUCCAGUGCAUUCGACAUUUCAAACCCCAACAACUGUUUCGGUUCAAAGUCAACAUGAAGAACAGUUAGAUAGGCAGCUACAUAACCACCAUCAUUUACAUCAGCACCAACAGCAUCAUCAACUUGUGACAUCACCUCAUCAACAGUUGCUACAAAUUGCAAAUACACAUCAAAAUCCCCAAAGUAAUCAUCACCCCCAGCAACAUCAUAAAGAUCGUUUGCAAGCUGGCAGCUCUGUGGAUUUUGUAGGCACUGAUGUGACGCUCGAUGAAUUGUCAGUAUGUUCUUCGCCAAACCCACGCACUGUUACAAAUAUUAUUGAUGUCAAACAAGAGGACAAAGUAGUUGUAAUAGAAGAGCUUGACAUGGGCCGUAAGAAGAUUCCUAAGCGAAGGGUUGAAAACCAUUGUAGUGUUCACAGAACAUUGGAUGUAUCCCAUAUUGAUGUUGACGUCGGUGUAGGUGGGAUCGACGAUCUUUCAGCGGAUGCGGUAGAGGUGACGUUAAAUCAACAUCACCAUGAACAUGUUCAACUGCAGGAACAGCAAUUGCUGCACCAUCACUAUGGGAGCGGUGGAGGAAGCAGGAAUGGCAGUAAUUCGAUAUCGCAACAUGCCCAUGACAAUUUAAAUGAACAGCAGCAGUCACGUCAAUGUCAUCAGGUCGGAGAAUCAAAUAACCACCAUAGAAAUACACAACAUUCUGCACCACAGGGCCAUCUCCGGCAUCAAACAUCGCAUCAUGAAGCUUUGUCAGUCAUUGUGCAGCAACAUGAGGAUUCCCGCGACUCGGCUUCUCAUAUACUUAGUCCAGAGCUGGGUGUUGUGAGUGUUGGGGUUGUGGGUGAAAAUUCGUUGGAACCGACUUCUUAUCAAACUUUGACAUCCGUGAAUGAGCGCAUUUCUCCGCCUAGCUUUAGCCCAACAUCUUCAUAUGCGACAUUGACACCGCUGCAACCAUUACCGCCUAUAUCAACAAUGUCUGAUAAGUUUGCCUACGGCGGUCAUAUAAAUGGCAGCGGUGUGAACGUCAUUGGUAAUUGUGUUGGAGGUGGUGCUAGUAGUAAUAGCAAUUCCUCUUCGGGCGGUGUUGGACCAUUCGCAGUGCUGCCACAUCAAGGUAGUCUGGGCGGACUUAGUUUAAGUAGCCUUAGCGGCGUACAAUCGCCAUAUUCAUCUUAUGAUAAGUUGCCAUCGAUAGGUAUGUCGAUGUCUCCGCCCCACAAUUAUGGCUCCUCACCAUCGCAUACAUUAUCGGGCAUGGUGGUAGCGUGUGAACUUCAUAAUGCAUCGCCAAGUCCAUGUGGUGCCCUCUCUCCACAAUCUGCAUACAGUCAUUCUACAGAAUUGCAUUCUCCUACGCUGUCGUCUACCUGUAAAACAACAAAUGGUGGUAUUAUCACCAGCAAUGUCUGCAGUAACAGCAGUCUUAGUACCGGUGCAACAUCUCUUCAUAUUAAUCAAGCUGAUUCACAAAAACAGCUUAUAUGCCUAUCCCAACCCGUAUCAAUAGUUAAUGACACUGUGGUUGGGGAGAAUGUUAUUGUAACAGGUUACGAAUCACCGUACAGUAUACAUCAACGGGAUCUUUUAGUGACAACAACGCCAUCUUCCUCAUCGACAUCUGGCGGACGAAGUUCUCAAUUGCAAUUACAGCACAGCCCAAUUUUGAGUCCACACUCCAUAUCAGCUGGUUCAGUAUCGUUAAAUUCGCCUGGGAGUUGUAGUAUGGUCAACCAACCUGUGGUAACAUUGCCGCCCAUAAAUGGUGCAAUGGCAACUCUAUCUGCUGCCUCACUAGGCAGUAGAGGCAUCGCUGACAUUUCACGGCUGGAGCGAGAUGCUGUGGUAGUGUCGCUUACUCCAUCGCCUCCACCAAACGAUAUGAUGGGAACAGCCACAACUCUGCUAACAAUCCAACAACCAAUGAGUCAUGCGCAUCACCAACAACAACAACAACCACAUUUAGUCACUGUAACAACAGAACAGCACCACAUGGACACACAUCCUGUUACCAGUGAUUGCAACUUAAAUGUUAGCAGUAGUUUGCGUCUCUCCAAUGUUAUGGGUGGACAAAACUUGCUUAGCAACAACAAUAUUUUGUGCAAUAUGGGACAGCAGCAACGACAAAUUUCGCAACAGAAUUCUCAAAAUGAUCAACAACAACAGUUACUGCUUAAUAUCCAACAUGUAACAAAUAUUAACAAUGGCAGUAACAGUUCAAGUGGAUCUAGUGGAUGCAACACAACAGGUGGUGGUGGUGGAAGUACCUGUAGUAGCAGUGGAGGAGCAAGUGGCUGCGCUGGCAGUGGUGGGGGUAGUACUCUCACCACCGGUGGCGAUGUAGAGGAAAUCAACACUAAAGAAUUAGCACAGCGUAUAUCUGCAGAAUUGAAACGAUAUAGCAUUCCGCAGGCAAUAUUUGCUCAACGUGUGCUUUGUCGUUCGCAAGGUACACUCUCUGAUCUCCUGCGUAACCCCAAACCUUGGUCAAAACUCAAGUCUGGCCGUGAGACCUUUCGACGUAUGUUCAAAUGGUUACAAGAACCAGAGUUUCAACGAAUGUCAGCCUUACGGAUGGCAGCAGCACAGAUACCUCAACGUAAUACCACUAAUAAUAACAGCGGCUCGGGGAACAAUUCAACUAGCGUUGGUAUCGUUAAUAAUAACAGUGUUGUCGUUUUAAAUAGCUCUAAUGGUGGUAGUGUAGGUGGAAAUGGGGUGUGCCGUCGUAAAGAAGAGCCUCAUAUCGAGCAUAUGCCUCAACCAAAGAAGCCGCGACUCGUCUUCACAGAUCUACAGAGACGAACACUUCAAGCAAUAUUUAAAGAAACAAAGAGGCCUUCGAAGGAGAUGCAAGUAACAAUUGCCCGUCAAUUGGGAUUAGAACCGACCACGGUUGGGAAUUUUUUUAUGAAUGCACGUCGUCGUUCCAUGGAUAAAUGGCGCGAUGAUGAUUCAAAGGGCCUAGGCAUGCAUCGUCAUAGUAAUGGGGUCAGUGGUGGCAACAAUCGUUUAAAUAAUAACAAUAGUCAUCAUCGCAACAAUCACCACCAACAGCAUCAGCAUUCACUGCAACAUGCUCAGUCACUUUCGCCGAGCAAUCAGCAUUCACUAGAUCUGGACGACGACGGCGAUAUGGACUUGGAUUUGGGUAAUGAUGAUUUCGACCUAGAUGGUGAACACGAUAAUGACACAGAUAAUGACGAUAUGUUGUGACACCAUACAG